Molecule: messenger RNA, 2915 nt
Organism: Xyrauchen texanus (razorback sucker)
Lineage: Eukaryota; Metazoa; Chordata; Actinopteri; Cypriniformes; Catostomidae
Product: spermine oxidase-like
Exons: 7
Coding region: 177-1799 (540 amino acids)
Molecular function (GO): polyamine oxidase activity
Source: RefSeq, a predicted model, not a curated record
UCAUAUUUAUUCAGCAAGGAGGCAGCGGCAUCGGAGAAACUGGCUACUUCUGGUUUCAAGACACAUAAAUACAAAGCGAGAGACAGGGAAUACACAAAGGACAGUGGAUCGUACGGCUCUCCAGUUUACGCUGAAGACGAUAAAGUCAGAUUUCAUAGAAGAAGAGCUUGGACGGCAUGCAAAGUUGUGAAAUAUCUUCAGACAGCACUGAUGAUCCUCUUAGUAGUGGUUUACGCAGACAUCGACAACCUCGAAUAGUAGUGAUCGGUGCGGGCUUGGCCGGCCUUGCCGCCACCAAAACCCUCUUGGAGAACGGCUUCACCAAUGUCACAGUACUAGAAGCUUCGGAUCUUAUCGGAGGCAGAGUGCAAAGCAUUCAGCACGGUAAAUCCACUUUGGAACUUGGAGCAACCUGGAUCCAUGGGGCGAAUGGGAACCCUAUCUACCACCUGGCUGAGGACAAUGGACUCCUGGUGCACACCACUGAGGAGGAGCGGAGUGUGGGCCGCAUCAGCCUCUAUGCCAAGAACGGUGUGGCCCACUACCAGACUAAUAAUGGCAAGCGCAUACCCAAGGAUCUGGUGGAGGAGUUCAGUGACCUGUACAAUGAGGUGUACGAGCUGACUCAGGAGUUCUUCCAGAAUGGGAAGCCUGUGGGUGCCGAGAGUCAAAACAGUGUGGGGAUCUUCACACGAGAUGUGGUGCGUAAGAAGAUCAUGUUCGACCCUUAUGACUCAGAGAGCACCAAGAAACUCAAGUUAUCUAUGCUACAACAGUACCUCAAGGUGGAGAGUUGUGAAAGCAGUUCCCCCAGCAUGGAUGAAGUGUCUCUAAGCGAGUUUGGUGAAUGGACUGAGAUUCCAGGCGCUCACCACGUCAUUCCCACUGGUUUCAUUAAAGUCGUUGAUAUCCUGGCUCAGGACAUCCCAAGCCGAGUCCUCCGCCUCAGCAAGCCGGUCCGCCGCAUCCAUUGGAACUGCAGCUCCCAUGAUGCUGAGGAAAUCACAGACCAGGCUGAUCAUAACCAGGACCAGCGGCCCAGCGCUGCCCCGGUCUGUGUGGAGUGCGAAGAUGGUGAGUGUCUGCCAGUUGACCACGUGAUCAUAACGGCUUCUCUUGGGGUCCUGAAGAAGGCUCACGAGACACUCUUCUCCCCGGGCUUGCCUCCAGACAAGGAGCAGGCCAUCCAGAAACUGGGGAUUAGUACCACUGAUAAGAUCUUUCUGGAGUUUGAGGAGCCCUUCUGGAGCCCUGAGUGCAAUAGCAUCCAGUUUGUGUGGGAGGACGAGGCACAAUUGGAGAGCCUGGCUUACCCAGAAGAGCUAUGGUACCGAAAGAUCUGCAGCUUUGAUGUGCUGUAUCCGCCCGAGCGCUAUGGCCACAUGCUGAGCGGCUGGAUAUGUGGAGAGGAGGCCCUGUACAUGGAGAGAUGUGAUGAUGAGACUGUGGCGGAGAUUUGCACUGAACUACUGCGCCAAUUCACUGGGAACCAGAAUAUUCCGAAGCCAAGGCGGAUCCUGCGCUCCUCAUGGGGCAGUAAUCCCUACAUACGGGGUUCUUACUCUUUCACUCGAGUGGGCUCUAGCGGCAGAGAUGUGGAGAAGUUAGCUGAGCCCCUGCCUUAUACCAAGAACACCAAGGCUCCGCCUCUACAAGUGUUGUUUGCUGGGGAGGCCACCCACAGAAAAUACUAUUCCACUACCCAUGGUGCUUUGUUGUCAGGACAGAGGGAGGCCAACUGCCUGAUCAAGCUGUACCAGUACUCCUUUGGUGCGGAAACCACAAAGCCUAACAUUUAAAUGAAACAAAUUGCAACAAAAACAAGAACCACUUACUAGUGACAAAUGCAUUUGUGUUUUGUGUUCUCUGUACUUUAAAUUAUUAAAUUAUGUAUGAAAUCCUAUAAGGGGCAUUAAACUAAUAACAAUAAAUCCUCUUUAUACUGUACUUAGAUUAGUGUUCUGUAGAUUUUAUUUGACAUGUACUGUACAAGGAUGCCAAUGUGUUGCCAUCUCUGGUCCUUAUCAUUUUUUUCUGAUUAUUUUAAAUCCAUGUUUAAUAUGUUUCUUUAAUUUAAAUUUUUUUGUAAGUGCCUUCUGUAUUUAGUGUUAUGUCUUUACAAAUUAAACAAAAAAGUAUUUAUGAAUAAAGUGUAUCUUAUUGUAAAUAGAAGGAUGAGUUCGUUUCCCAUGUUAUGUGAUGUCUGUAUUUGUUCUCCAGCUGCUUUUUGAAAUCCAAGCAUAUAUGAAGUCAAACGCUGACUCAGGUGUAACUAUGGAGCAUAGACUCUUGGACCAGUUUUCUUUCCUGUGUUGACGUAUUUCCUAUUAAAACAGAAAGCUGGGGCCAGUAACAACAAAAAGCCUUUUUUUUUUUUUUUUUAAAUAGCCAAUAUGCUUUAAUUUAUGUUAAUUUAUGGAGUUCUAAAGGAAAGUUCAGGAAGAGCACAGUCAUCUAAUCCCGUAAUCACCACAAGAGUAUACAAAUUGCUUGUUAUGUAAAAGUAUCUGCUAAAUGACUUGUAAAUGUAUGUAAAUAAGUAUAGAAAGGAUUGUAUCUCUCCAGUGACAAUUCUUCCGGCACCCUUCCUCUACCACAUCUACACAUUUAUUUGACAUUUUCUUAAUAUACAUUCACUUUCUUUACCCUUCCAUUAAUCUAUUAACAUGUAUUAUCUCUCUUCAUGUACUGUAGCACAGGGGGAACCCAAACCGGUUUUAUCAUUUACCAUUACCUCAAGAUUAUAUGAACUGGCAAACUUGUGAAACAGUCAUGAACGAUGAUUUGAGACUUGCUAUUGGUAUAGUGUUAAUUAUUCAUAUUUUGAGAUGUUUCAGACAUUAGCAUAAUUAAUUCUGAUUCUAAGUAAUGGCCAGCUGCAUCCAAUCACAGCCCACCAUGUUAUAAUAAAAUUA